AUGGAAGUAGAGGCUCCAGGGCAUGAAAUAUUUGAAGUGAACUUCACUGGAAAAAGUAUUAUCAAAGCUGUGAACCCCUUGCCAGGGCCUCAUAUCCUCACUCUCUCAAACCUUGAUCUUCUUUCAGGCCGCUUUCCUGUAACAUACUUCUACUUCUACAACAAACCUCUUGUCAGUAACCUUACACCGAUUGUUGACAUUCUCAAGAGCUCCCUUGCUGAAACUCUCAAUUACUACUACCCCUUUGCUGGCCGCAUCGUUCAGAACCUGAAUACUUGUGAGCCUGAAAUCAUAUGUGACAAUAAUGGUGCGCUACUUGUAGAAGCUCAAGCCAAUAUCCGUUUGAAGGAAUUAAAUUUUUACAACCUUAAUCAACUUUUGCAGGGGAAGUUGGUUAAACUCAGCCCUGACUUCCCCCUGCAAGUCCAAGUAACACAUUACACUUGUGGAGGCAUUUCAAUAACGUUCACCUUUGACCAUGCACUAGGUGAUGCGAGUGCCUUUGGAAAUUUUCUUAUCUCUUGGUCCAAAAUCACUCAAAAGAAGCAAAUAUCAUGCAUACCAGAUCACCGGAGAAAUCUUCGUGCACGUUCUCCUCCUAGGUAUCAUCCUUCCUUGGACCAAACUUUUGUCAAGUGCACCAUAGAAGAGAUAAUAAAUAUGCCAGCAACCAAAAUCCGGCUUAAGCGCCUUUAUCAUAUUGAUGCAGCAAGCAUUGAGAGGCUACAAAAACUUGCAUGUGUUAAUGGUAAUAAGAGAACAAAGAUUGAGGCUUUCUCAGCUUAUAUUUGGAAGGUUAUGAUUAAUGCAAUUGAUCAAUCCCAUUCAAAGUGCAAGAUGGGCUGGUUAGUUGAUGGACGUUCUAGAAUGUGUGGAGAAGAGAAUUCCAUGUCAAACUACAUAGGCAAUGUCUUGUCUGUGGCUUUUGCAGAGGCAAGUCUCAUAGAACUAAAGCAAGAUUCUAUUUCGGAUAUUGCCAAUAAUGUUCAUGAGGCGAUUUCAAAGGCGACUACUCAGGAUCAUUUCCUGGAUUUGAUAGAUUGGAUAGAGUGCCACAGGCCUGGUUUAAUGCUAUCAAGAAUUGUGUUAGGCCAAGGUGGACCAGCCUUGGUUUUGUCAUCAGGAAGAAGGUUUCCAGUUGCUGAAGUUGAUUUUGGAUUUGGUAGUCCAGUGCUAGGAACAGUCUGCUCCACUAUAGAAAGGAUUGGAGUUGCUUACCUGAACCAAAGGCAAAGUGCUAGGGGUGAUGGCUCAUGGACUAUAUCAGCUAUCUUAUGGCCGGAAUUGGCAGCUGCUUUGGAGUCUGAUUCGAUUUUUCAGCCCAUGUCUGCAAAUCAUCUUCAACUUUAG
Quercus lobata is the source of this 1350-nucleotide messenger RNA. Its product is annotated as HXXXD-type acyl-transferase family protein. The record is from RefSeq and is a predicted model, not a curated record. Gene Ontology annotation, molecular function: acyltransferase activity, transferring groups other than amino-acyl groups. The transcript has a single exon. Lineage: Eukaryota; Viridiplantae; Streptophyta; Magnoliopsida; Fagales; Fagaceae. Bases 1 to 1350 code for a protein of 449 amino acids.